Messenger RNA from Cavenderia fasciculata, 1359 nucleotides. RefSeq names its product RNA polymerase II complex component (gene cdc73). NCBI's taxonomy places the organism in Eukaryota, Evosea, Eumycetozoa, Acytosteliales, Cavenderiaceae. The record is from RefSeq and is a predicted model, not a curated record. Gene Ontology annotation, cellular component: Cdc73/Paf1 complex. The transcript has 5 exons. Bases 1 to 1359 code for a protein of 452 amino acids. Gene Ontology annotation, molecular function: RNA polymerase II complex binding. Gene Ontology annotation, biological process: transcription elongation by RNA polymerase II; positive regulation of transcription elongation by RNA polymerase II.
AUGGGAGAUCCUUUAACAUUAUUAAGAGAUUAUAUCUCUACUAGUCAACAAAUAGUACAAGAAGGAGAUGAUUAUGUAUUUGGAAAGACUAAAUUCAACAAGAAUACACCUACAGCCUUUAAAUCGAGUACUGGUGGUAACUAUACUCUACAAGCUGUUCAUUUCUUUUAUGUAAACCGUGAUGUAAGUCGUGGUGUUUAUGUUCUUCAAACUACUAGAGUUGGUACAAAUGCUGUUGCUGUAAAUGAUAGAAAGAAAUUAUUAGCAUAUCUAGAGGGAUCUAGUUUAGAUAUAGGUGAAGAUAUGUUUCAAGCACCACCUAUUACUCAAUCUAUACCAUCCUAUACCUCUGAUGCAAUGGAUAUUGAAGAUGUAGAUAUGAAUAAACGUAUUGGUGGAGAGAUUCAAGAAAUUGAAUUAACAUUGGAUUUACAAACUGAAAAGGAUUCACUUGCACUUAGAAUUGAUACUGUUAAAUCAAUCUUACCCGAAGGAUAUAAUGAAAAUGAAAGUGAUUUUAUUGAAUCUAUAAAGAAUAAGAGAAAACUUGGAAACUUGGAAAAGAAUGGAUUUGUUUUGGCCGAUGAAAAUGUAACAAAGAAUAUUGUACAAAGAGAAAAAUUGGGUUCAGAUAGAAGUUCUAUAUUAUCAAUUACAACUAAUAUUGGGGAUAGUAUAUUGGAAAGUUAUAAAAAGUUUAAAAAAGAAGAAGAAGAAGAGAAAAAGAGAAAAUCUCAUGGUAAAUCAGAUCAUCAUCAUCAUGGUAAACCAUCAUCUUCAUCACAAUCAUCCUCACAACAAUCUUCAUCUUCAUCUUUGACUUCAUCAUCAUCAUCAUCAUCAUCAACAAAUAUAAAGAAUAGAACACCAAUUAUCAUUGUACCAUCAUCAAUGACAUCACCAAUUUCAAUUUACAAUGUAAAAGAUUUACUUCAAAGCUCAAAAUACAUUUCAUCGUUGGAGAAAAAAGAGGAAAUGUCUGCACAAAAUAUUUCAAAACCAUCCAUGUCGUCGUUUGAUCGUUUGGUUGGUACACAAAAGGUUGCCUACGAGGUAUUUGAUAAUACCAGACUGCUGAAACCAGAGGAUUGGAUGAGAGUGGCAGCUGUCUUUGUUCAAGGUGAGGCUUGGCAAUUCAAAGAUUGGAAGUGGAGUAACCCAGUCGAUCUACUUUCAAAUGUAAAGGGUUAUUAUCUAAAGUAUGAUGAUCAUGCCACUCCAGAUGUUGUUAAAUCUUGGGAUGUAAAAAUUUUAAAUAUUAGUAAACAAAAAAGACAUUUGGAUCAAACUGCUCAAAUUGAAUUUUGGAAUUCAUUUGAUGAAUAUAUUUUGACAAAGAAACCUUAUUUAAAUCAUUAA